AUGAGUCAAUGUCAUGCUGCUGCUGUUCAUCACAGUAGCAUCAAGUAUUCAAGUGCAUCGACCACGAAAGAGAAGCCCUGCUUCAGUUCAAACAAGGUUUUCAAGUUGAAAAUUGUGGCCUGCUCAUCACUUCUUGGGGAGAGCAACAAGACUGCUGUCAAUGGCGUGGCAUUCGCUGCAACAACCUUACAGGCAAUGUCAUCAUGCUUCAUCUUCCAGGACAUUAGUCUUUCUCGCAACGAUCUCAAUCACACUUGGAUAUUCCAAUGGUUGAUCAACUUGAGUAGAAACGGUAACAAAUUUGUUCAUCUUGAUCUUUCUGAAAACUCACUUUCUGGGCCUCUCCCAAGUGCAUUUGGUGAAAUGUACACUCUUUCAUCUCUUUGUCUCUCUUAUAAUCAACUUGAAGGUCUUGUUCCGGACUAUUUCUUAAACUUAACUUCACUUCGAGUUCUUGAUCUCUCCUCUAAUAAUUUUCAGGGUCUCUUUCCCUUUGCUUUGUCAAAGCUAAGGUCUCCUAGAGCUCUCUCUAAUGGUUCCUUCUCAAAAAACCUCAGUAAUAAUAUAUGCAACUUGCAAGAACUCCACUUAGAUGAUAACAACUUUGGUGAUGAUUUGUCCAAUGUUAUUCAUAUAUUAUCAGUAGGAUGUGCAAACAAGCCGUGUUUAGAGUCUUUGAAAUUGGGUAUGAAUAAGUUCUGGGGUUAUGUUCCUGACAUAAUCAACACAUUUUCUUCAAUUAGAGAAUUACGUCUAAACGAUAACUUGUUGAAUGGCACGAUUAGUCAAGGUAUUGGGCAACUUUCUAUGCUUGAGAUAUUGGAUGUUUCUAAUUCUUCUUUAAACGAUACUCUCAACCACAACCACUUCUUACAUCUUUCAAGGUUGCGUGAAUUGCACUUGUCAGACAACUCAGCACUGCUGUUCACAGUAGCAUCAAGUGCGUUGAUCACGAAAGAGAAGCACUGCUUCAAUUCAAAAAAGGUAUUCAAUUGGAUGUUUGUGAUCUGCUCACUUCCUGGGGAGAGCAACAAGACUGCUGUCAAUGGCGUGGCAUUCGCUGCAGCAACCUUACAGGGUCAGGGGAUUACCUCCAUCUUUGAGCUAAAACAUUUGAAAUAUUUGGACCUCAGUUCGAAUGACUUUUCUGAUCAACUCAUUCCUGAAUCCAUUGAUUAUCUCACCAAUUUAGAGCACCUCAAUUUGUCAUAUUCCGGCUUUAUGGGUAGAAUUCCUGAGACGCUAGGAAACCUUACAAAAUUAGCAUCACUUGAUCUCAGUGGUAAUUAUAACUAUGACAGUCGUGUCCAAUCCAGCUUGCGGUGGCUUUCCCAUCUCUCGCUUUUAGAGUACAUCAAUUUGAGUGAUAUUGAUCUUAGUAAAGCCACAAAUUGGGUCCAAAUUAUUAACAACCUUCCUUUCUUAAGAACCCUUUACAUGGAAAAUUGUCAGCUUUCUUCAACAAUUCCAUCACCCUUGUCAUACAUCAAUUCUUCAACUUCUCUUAAGGACAUUAGUCUUUCUGGCAACCAUCUCAAUCACACAUGGAUAUUCCAAUGGUUGUUCAACUUGAGUAGAAAAGGUAACGAACUUGUUCAUCUUGAUCUUUCUCAUAACUCAUUUUCUUGGCCUCUUCCAAGUGAAUUUGGUGAACAUGAUAAUCAACUUGAACUCGUUCUUGACUCUUUUUCAAACUUAACUUCACUUAGAGUUCUUAAUCUCUCCUAUAACAAUAUUCAUGGUUUUCCUUAUGCUUUGUCAAACUUAAGGUCUCUUAGAGUUCUUUCUCUGUCUUACAAUAACCUUCAUGGUUCCUUCUCAAAAAACCUCAGAUGUGCAAACAAGCCGCGUUUACAGUAUCUGGAUUUGCGUAUGAACAACUUCUGGGGUUCUGCUCCUGACAUAAUUAGCACAUUUUCUUCAAUUAGAGAAUUACAUCUAAGCGGGAACUAUCUGAAUGGCACGGUAAGUCAAGGUAUCGGGCAACUUUCUAUGCUUGAGAUAUUGGAUGUUUCUAAUUCUUCUUUGAAAGAUACUCUCAACCACAACCACUUCUUACAUCUUUCAAGGUUACGUGAAUUGUACUUGUCAGACAACUCAGCACUGGUGCUCAAUAUCAGUACUGGCUGGAUUCCUCCCUUUCAAUUAGACAUAACUACCUUGAGGGUGCAAUCCCAUUGUUUUUUGAAGUUGGAUUUCAUAAUGCUUCCUACAUAUACUUAA
Molecule: messenger RNA, 2223 nt
Organism: Beta vulgaris subsp. vulgaris (sugar beet)
Lineage: Eukaryota; Viridiplantae; Streptophyta; Magnoliopsida; Caryophyllales; Amaranthaceae
Product: receptor-like protein EIX2
Exons: 5
Coding region: 1-2223 (740 amino acids)
Biological process (GO): hormone-mediated signaling pathway
Cellular component (GO): plasma membrane
Molecular function (GO): protein binding
Source: RefSeq, a predicted model, not a curated record